Molecule: messenger RNA, 1684 nt
Organism: Papaver somniferum (opium poppy)
Lineage: Eukaryota; Viridiplantae; Streptophyta; Magnoliopsida; Ranunculales; Papaveraceae
Product: NAP1-related protein 1-like
Exons: 9
Coding region: 373-1224 (283 amino acids)
Biological process (GO): nucleosome assembly
Cellular component (GO): nucleus; chromatin
Molecular function (GO): histone binding; chromatin binding
Source: RefSeq, a predicted model, not a curated record
GGUCUGUCAUAAUCCCAUCAAAUCAUAAGCCCCAAACCAGAUUCGGAGAGUAUAUCAAAUUGAAGCCAAAGCUAUGAAUAACUCUCCACCGCCUCCGCCUUCUCGUUUGAUACGGAUGGUAAUUGAAGCGAUUUCUAGCUUGAAAGCAAAAUCUGGAUCAAGUCAACCUGCAAUUUCAAAGUUUAUUGAAGAAAAGUAUUAUGUAGGAGGGCUUCCGCAGAACUUUAAAAGAAUCUUAUCGACUCAGUUAAACGAAUUGACGAAAUCAGGAAGGUUGGUGAAAGUUAAGAGAUCUUUUAAGCUACCUGUGACAGAGAAGUCGGAAAGAGAUCUAAAGAGAAAAGAAUCAAAGUAAAAGAAGCUGAGGGUGAGAUGAUAUUGGGGAUUCGAAAGUAUCUAGAUAAGUAUGAGAGGCUGAGUGAAAUGAAAAUACCAAAAAAAUCGAUGAGGAUAGAACUGAUUCAGAAAGAGAAAGCUGACCUAGAGGAGUGGAAGAAGGUCGCAGCCAUAAGCAGGGUCGACCUUGACCUUGUUGAAUCCUUGGAAAAGUUGAUGCAAGUACAACAUAAGCUUGACAGGGUUAAAAAAAAGACUGUUCUCAGGAUACGAAAUUUGAAAGAUACUUGUAAGAAGGAGCUAUGGGAGAUUAAAGUGAAGCAGCAGCAACAGGAUGACCGAGUACAAGCUCAUCUCUACAAGCAAAGGGGUGAUAUUAUCAAAUCAAUUCCUAAGUUCUGGUCAACUGCUUUUACGGGUGAUUAUUCGCUUCAAAGACGUCUGAAUAAAGUAGACAAGAAGAUAAUCAAGUUUCUGAAUUCUGUGGUUGUUGAAGGUCGUCCAGAAGUGGCAUCUGAGUGUACAAUCAUUUUAAAUUUUGAUGAGAAUGAGUACUUUGACAACUCAAGUCUCACAAAAACAAUCUCGUUCUCCUACAAAGGAAUUAAUAAAGUAAGCGGCACCACAAUCAACUGGAAGAGUGGCAAGGGCAUUACAGCUGGACUUGAAGAAAAGUGGAGUGAGCAGUCGCACACUGAUGUGCAUAAAAGCUUCUUUACAUGGUUCUCGGAAGGUUGUACGAAAAAGCUCCAUGACCCGGUGGUUAACGCACUCGCAUCUGAUUUAUGGCGUUAUGCUCCGGAUUAUUUUUACAUGGUUAGUUAUUUUGCUCCUGUCCCCCAACGUCCCGGCAGUUCAUCACAUGUAUAUUUGCUUAUGAGCAGGUAAUAAUAGAAGUCCUAUACUUCAUGACUUAGUAGCCAGGAAACAUGAAGAGUCAUCACGAAUCUCAGUGAGAACCGCGAAUUUGCGCUCCUCGGUGAAAUCGUGAUGGGAACGCGCUCCUGACAAGAAAGAAACCCUCUCCCAACAUUGGAGGAAUGUUUCACUUAAAUACCCUCAGUUUUCGGCUGUAAUAAACGUCUUAUUGAAGCAUAUUAUUGAAGCAUAUCUAAUAUCUAUCUGGCUAAAUAUCCUACUAAUUGUAUGUUCUCAUACCUUCACAUCUAUAUCUAGCUCCUAUAUAUUCUAGGUUAGCUUGAAUAUAACCUAGAAUAAAACUUAUCUAGCUAGUUUUAGUCUUUAUCUGAUCGUAGGGUCAGUGUUUAUCGCAGAUUCCUAUGUACAUGGAUACAAUGUCUGUAUGUUAACAGAUACCCCUAGUUAAUGAAUAUUCCAUCUUCGCCUA